Messenger RNA from Bursaphelenchus okinawaensis, 537 nucleotides. NCBI's taxonomy places the organism in Eukaryota, Metazoa, Nematoda, Chromadorea, Rhabditida, Aphelenchoididae. The record is from the annotation of a GenBank genome assembly.
AUGUCAAAAACAAUUGUUAUGUAAGUUUUUUUUGUGAAAUUGUCUUUGUUGUUAACACUAGCGAGAAAAAAAUCUUAUUCAACCUUUCUUUUCGACAAAAUUUUUAAAAUAAGGCCGAAUAAAACUAUUAUUUCAAACCGGACCUUUUCACAAAUUCACGCUGAACAACUAUUUUAAAAAAAUUUUAACCAUAAACAUUAUUUCAGUGCCCUACUAGCCUCAUCACUACUGAUACUAUCUCUCGAAGCCACGAAUACAACCAUAACCGGUUGUACCGGUCCAGGCUGCCUAGCCAGAGGCUGUCCAGCCGGCGGUUGUCCAAAUCCAUCAGCCCAGAAAGGUGGCAAUAAAAUGGCAUUUGGCAGUUGUUCAUGUGGUGCCAUGAGAAUGCAAGAUCAUUUCGGAAAAGGCGGUUUUGGAGGAUGUAUGGCACCACACAAAUCGUUCGUGCGAAGAGAUGCUACGACUGAAGCACCAAAAACUGAAAGCACUACGCAUCCAAAAGGCACCUUCCAGUCCAUUUUUGGAAAACUGUAG